This is a messenger RNA of Chenopodium quinoa (quinoa), 861 nucleotides long. RefSeq lists its product as uncharacterized. The transcript has a single exon. Lineage: Eukaryota; Viridiplantae; Streptophyta; Magnoliopsida; Caryophyllales; Amaranthaceae. Bases 1 to 861 code for a protein of 286 amino acids. The record is from RefSeq and is a predicted model, not a curated record.
AUGGAAUUAAAGCCAAAUGGGCCACAAAAUUCAAUCACUGUUGAACAAGUUCAAGCUAUGAUAUCUAAUACUGUAAAGAGCCAACUUGGAGGUGGAGGUUCAUACAAUAGCCGACGUUAUGUGAAGCCUUACACUAGGAGAAUAGAUAAGCUGAAAAUGCCGUUUGUAUAUCAACCUCCAAAUUUUCAACUCUUUGAUGGAAAGGGUAACCCAAAACAACAUGUUGUGCACUUCAUAAGGACAUGCAACAAUGGUGGUACCAGGGGUGAGUUGCUGGUUAAACAAUUCGUUCAUUCUCUUAAAAGAACCGCUUUUAACUGGUACACCAACUUAGAGGCUGAAUCCAUUGAAAGUUGGGAUAAAAUGGAAUUGGAGUUUUUAGGUCGAUUCUUCAACACUCAGUGUGUCGUUAGCAUGAUUGACCUAACCCAAACCGCGGAAUGGGAGGAAGAGCCAGUCAUUGAUUACAUCAACCGUUGGCGGGCUCUAAGUUUGGAAUGUAAAGAUCGCCUGACUGAAACCUCUGCCAUCGAGAUGUGUAUUAAUGGGAUGAGUUGGGAACUACAUUACAUCCUAAAGGGCAUCAAGCCAGGAUCGUUUCAAGAGUUGGCGACGAGAGCUCAUGAUAUGGAACUCUCAAUCGCCUACAACAAGAAGAAGAAGGGCCUUUCUUCGGAAGCCAAGAAAGAAAAGAAGGAAUAUUACAAAAGCGACAAGUCCUCCGAAAGUUCAACUAAGGAGACGUUGUCUGUGACUACCUCUUCUGCACCCAUCAAGAUUUCGGUAAAGAAGAAAGAAGAAAGUAAGGGUACAUCUUCAAGAUUUGUCAAGAAAGAUAAACCUACUUUGAAAGAGCUUUAA